AUGGGUAAAGCUGGAAGUUCUUGUGGACCUGGAGGGGUGAGGAAGAGCUGGGGAGGCCUGCUCAGCCAUGCUCUGCUUCUGUUUCAGCUCUCCUUGACAUCACCCAACUCGGACCCAGAUCCAGAUUGGACUCCAGACUACUAUGAGUACUACUAUGACUAUGAUGGCCCCAAAGAGGACACCAGCAAUCCUUCAACCUACACCGAGAAUCCAGACUGGUACUAUGAGGAGGAUGAUCCCUGCCUGUCCAAUCCCUGUGAACACGGUGGAACUUGCCUUGUCAGUGGGGAGACUUUCACAUGCAGCUGUCCUGCCCCUUUCUAUGGAAACAGGUGUCGCAAUGCACGGAACAACUGCAGUAACAACCCAUGUGGACGGGGGGAUUGCCUUAUUACUCAGAGUCCUCCUUACUAUCGCUGUGUCUGCAAAUACCCUUACAGUGGACCAGACUGCUCCAAGGUGGUUCCUGUAUGCAGGCCAAAUCCCUGCCAAAAUGGCGGCACCUGCCUCAAAAAUCGACGGAGAUCCAAGUUUUCCUGUACCUGUUCAAGUUCGUUCAAGGGAAAAUUCUGUGAAAUAGGUUCUGAUGACUGCUAUGUGGAUGACGGCUACUCAUACCGAGGAGAAGUAAGCAGGACAGUCAACAAGCACCCAUGCCUUCACUGGAACUCACACCUUCUCUUGCAGGAAAAUUACAACAUGUUUAUGGAAGAUGCUGAGGCUCAUGGGAUUGGGGACCACAACUUCUGCAGAAACCCUGAUGGAGAUGAGAAACCUUGGUGUUUCAUCAAAGUUAACAAUGUAAAGGUGAAGUGGGAGUACUGUGAUAUCCCAGCCUGCUCAACUGAAGACACUACGGAUCCUGUGAGAAAUCCUACAGGUUCUCUGACCUUACUCCCAGGCUUUAACUCAUGCGGGAGGACUGAGACAGCAGAGCGGAAACUGAAGAGGAUCUAUGGUGGCUUUAAGAGCACGGCGGGAAAGCACCCCUGGCAAGCCUCCCUGCAGACCUCGCUGCCCCUGGCAGAACCCAUGCCUGAGGGCCACUUCUGUGGAGGGGCAUUGAUCCACCCCUGCUGGGUGCUCACCGCUGCCCAUUGCACCACUGAUAUCAAAGUCAAACACCUAAGAGUGGUCUUGGGUGCACAAGACCUGAAGAAGACAGAGUGUCAUGAGCAGACGUUCGGGGUGGAGAAAAUCAUCCAGUACAGUGACUACAAUGAGGAAGAUGAGAUUCCCCACAAUGACAUUGCUUUGAUCAAGUUAAAACCUGUGGAUGGACACUGUGCCCUGGAAUCCAAAUAUGUGAAGACAGUUUGCUUGCCUGAGAGUCCCUUUCCUUCUGGGACAGAGUGUUACAUCUCUGGUUGGGGCAUCACAGAAACAGGACGUGGGUCCCGCCAGCUCCUAGAUGCCAAAGUGAAGCUGAUCACCAACACUGCAUGCAAUGCCCGCCGACUCUACAACCAGAUGAUUGAUGAUAACAUGAUCUGUGCAGGAAACUUGCAAAAGCCUGGCACAGAUACCUGCCAGGGGGACUCCGGAGGGCCUCUGACCUGCGUGAAGGAUGGCACUUACUAUGUCAGCGGGAUUGUGAGCUGGGGCAUGGAUUGUGGGAUGAAGCCAGGGGUCUACACCCAAGUGACCAAGUUCCUCAACUGGAUAAAAGCCACCAUCCAUUCAGAGGAGACCUUGUAAAGUGUCCUGUGAAGGCCAGAGAAAAUCAUUCUCAGAGAACAUUUGAUGAGGCCUGCUGAGG
Suncus etruscus (white-toothed pygmy shrew) is the source of this 1759-nucleotide messenger RNA. It is a transcript of the gene HABP2, whose product is annotated as hyaluronan binding protein 2. The transcript is spliced from 12 exons. The coding region runs from base 1 to 1698 and encodes 565 amino acids. The record is from RefSeq and is a predicted model, not a curated record. Gene Ontology annotation, biological process: proteolysis. NCBI's taxonomy places the organism in Eukaryota, Metazoa, Chordata, Mammalia, Eulipotyphla, Soricidae. Gene Ontology annotation, molecular function: serine-type endopeptidase activity.